Molecule: messenger RNA, 2095 nt
Organism: Physella acuta
Lineage: Eukaryota; Metazoa; Mollusca; Gastropoda; Physidae
Biological process (GO): potassium ion transmembrane transport; stabilization of membrane potential
Cellular component (GO): plasma membrane
Molecular function (GO): potassium ion leak channel activity; outward rectifier potassium channel activity
Source: RefSeq, a predicted model, not a curated record
GUUUCGCUAAGCUUGUGAGGUCUUUUUGGUGACCAGCGAAUCCACAUUUGCAGUGGGUUUUUUUUUCUGGAAUCUCGUCUCGCCGUAAUCAAUCUGUACGGUUAUCUCGAUAAUAUACCCAGGCUAUUUCGGUUGUGCGUUGGAUAUUCAAGUGACACCGGUUGUGUUGGGAAAUGUAACCUUCAGAUGCAUAAUGCCGAAUGUGUCUAGUUUAUCAGCCGGUGAUGGAUUACCCCCUGGGGACCCCCUGGGUCAUGGUUUAGAAUUAAAGAAGGCCACACUCGCCACUUUUGACGACGACGCCAUGCAGCACGAGUCGAAAAACAACACCGGAAGUGACGUGCACGCCAAUGGGUUGUUGACGGCCGGGCGUGUGAAUCCGGAAGUGGGAGGUGUGUUUAUAAAUGAAGUUCCGGAAACAAGUUUUCCGGGGUACGACCCGCCCGCCUACUCCCUACCCAACGGGCCGCAUCAAGAUUUUCGUGAAGUCAACGAAACGGAGAUUGACCACACCGAAGAUUGGGUAGCGCCGUUCACAGAAGUCGAUCACUUAGACACGGCAAAUGACGUAUGUCCGGAAGAAGUAAUGGACGCCGCGGAAAUCGCGCAGGUGAGCGCAGCGCAGGGAAACGCCCCGCCCGGGGCGGCAAGGGGGACGUUUCUGGACGCCGCUAUCAAGGUCCACGCGGCCGUCAAGUUCACCAGGGCGCAGAGGUUAAGACGGCGGGCUCGCUGGGCCACGAAGAAACUUCUGGUAUUUAUCCUGUCCCACGUGGGUCUGACCUCCCUGGUGGGGCUGUAUGCUGUGGCUGGGGGGUUUCUCUUCCAGCACCUGGAGCGGAACUCGGAGAUCCAAGUCGUCCCCGUGAUCGCCGAUAAGCUGCUAACUCUGUUAGAAAUACGCAACAAGCACAUAGAGCAGCUGUGGAACUUCACCGAGAAUCUCAACGUGCUGUACCCCAUCGAGUGGAAGGACCAGGCCAAUCAGAGGUUCCUGGAGUAUGAGAAGGAGGUAUUCGAGGUUUUUGUUCAAGAUUGGAAAGCCGAAAACCAGAUCGCCGAUUACACCCCCAGUACGUCAAAAUGGACUUACCCAAGUGCCCUGCUGUUUGCUAUCACAAUAAUCACAACAAUAGGUUACGGGGACAUUGUCCCCCACACGGCUGAGGGGAAAAUAGCGUGCAUGCUGUACGCUGUGAUUGGCAUUCCCCUGGUCCUGCUUUGUCUGGCCAACAUCGGGUCCUUCCUGGCAACCGUGUACCGCUUCACGUGGAAGCACGCCAAUCACCUGGCAUACAUCCUUGUACGGUCGCCCAAACGUAACCGCCCCCUCGUGGAGACCUCCAAGGUCCGAGUGCCCAUCAGCGUGUCCAUCUUGACCAUGGUCGUCUACAUUCUCUCCGGGGCCGCCAUCUUCUCCAGAUGGGAGAACUGGUCGUUCUUGGAGGGCUCGUACUUCUGCUUCAUCACCCUCAGUACCAUAGGCUUCGGCGACUAUGUACCUGGGAAGGUCCUUAACUUCUGCUUCAUCACGCUCAGUACCAUAGGCUUUGGGGAUUAUGUACCAGGCAAGAACACAGAGACCUUGGGAUCCAACGCCAAGCGCGUCGUCUGCGCCAUGUACUUGCUCUUCGGUCUGGCGCUGCUAUCGACCAUCUUCCAGCUCCUGCAAGACUCGGCCACCAUCGUCGUCAGGCGCUACGCCAGCUUCCUCGGCCUCAGCGAGAAGCAGAUCGAGAAAGACCUCCAGGAGGCUGAGGUCAAGGUCGAGGACGUCCUCAUAACGAAAAUAAACGGAGGCAUUCCGGAAAAUCCCGAUCCGAAACGGUUCCAGAGACUGGCGGGACGCGCGCGGGAGCUGAGACGGGAGUCGUGUCCGGUGUAUCAGGCGCCGCAUGAGAAAACCAGGCUGUAUUCGGUACCGGAGGUGGAGAUGUCCAGGCAGAUUUAUACGAUGGCCGCCAUGAAAAUGGCGGGAGGGCUGGACACUGUGACUGAGAACGGGAGCGGGGAGUGUAUUCAUGAGGAGGAGGAGGAGGAGGAGGGUGAGAAGGAGGAGGGGCGUGGUGAUGUAAACACCGGAAGUCUGCAGUGA